CUCUACGCGAGAUGAAAACACACUGUUUGUUUGUUUCAGAUAUCAGGGUCGUUGCAUUUGUUACUCAUGUCGCACAAUCAACUGUUCGUUAUUAUAUACGUGUGAUUUCAUUUGAUUGCGAGAAAGAUAAUCCUUAUUAGAUACUAAAAAAAUAUUAUUACUUACUCUUCGAUUAACGAUUAAACUCAUUCAAAAGUUGAGUUUUUUAAUAAUAAAGACAACGUUCGUUCAUACGACUGUUUUCAUCGUGGUGCUUAUCUAUCUUCAAUUGCCAAACACAUUUUGGGACUUGUAUCUCAGUUGAGCUGUGACUUUGGAGGCAGAUACUUUUCAAUCUCGUCGCUAUGCCACCUAAUUUUGUAAACACUGGAAAUUCCAUUUUGGAUGACAAAAUCAACGAAUGGUUAAGCUGGAAUAAAGAUACCAAGGCAGAGCAAGAAAUUCAGACUUUGAUUGAUAAUGAUGAUGUCAAGACUUUAUCAAAUUUAUUCCUCAAGAGACUUGAGUUUGGAACCGCUGGGCUUAGAGGAAGAAUGGGGCCAGGAUACAAUCAAAUGAAUGACUUGGUGAUCAUACAAACUGGUCAAGGUCUGGCCAAGUAUUUGUUAAAAAUCAUUCCAGAUGUUGCUGAAAAAGGUAUUAUUCUAGGAUACGACGGUAGAUACAAUAGUAAAAGAUUUGCUGAAUUGACUGCGACAAUUUUUCUCAACCAUAAAAUUAAGGUAUACAUGUACUCCAAGCUCUGUCCCACGCCGUUUAUUCCGUAUGGUGUACUCAAGUAUAAAUGUGCUGCUGGUGUCAUGGUUACUGCAUCGCACAAUCCAAAAGAAGAUAACGGAUACAAAGUUUACUGGGGCAAUGGUUCCCAAAUUAUUUCGCCUCAUGAUAAAGAAAUUCAAAAAAGUAUUUUUGAAAACCUUGAACCACUAAAAUCAUCGUGGGACACAUCUGUCGUUUAUGACAACCCCUUAUUCAAAGAUCCAUUGGCUGAAGUAAUGGUUUCGUACUUUAAUGAUAUAAAGGAAAACGUUUUGUAUCCUGAAGUUACAAGGAGUACUUCACUCAAAUUUGUAUACACACCUGUACAUGGUGUUGGAUAUAACUACAUGACAGAGGCAUUCAAAGUUGCCAAUUUUAAACCCUUUAUAGCUGUGGAAGAACAAAAGGAUCCUGACCCUGAGUUUUCAACUGUCAAGUUCCCCAAUCCUGAAGAGCCAUGCGCAUUGGAAUUGAGUAUCAAAACAGCCGAUGCAAACAAUGCUACAGUCAUCAUUGCUAAUGAUCCUGACGCCGAUAGACUUGCAUGUGCAGAAAAAACUAAAAACGGAGAAUGGCACAUAUAUUCAGGAAAUGAGCUCGGAGCCCUGUUGGGCUGGUGGAUGUUACAUGCAUUCAAAGUCAGACGUCCUGAUGCCAAUAUAGCAGAUGCUUAUAUGCUAGCUUCAACAGUUUCUAGUAAAGUCUUGGCGUCUAUGGCGAAAAAAGAGGGUUUCAAAUUUGAGGAAACUUUAACUGGUUUCAAGUGGAUGGGAAACAAAGCGUCUGAAUUGAUAAAAUUAGGAAAAACUGUUCUAUUUGCUUAUGAAGAGGCCAUAGGGUUUAUGUGUGGUUCUAAGGUGCUGGACAAGGAUGGCGUGAGUGCUGGAAUUUGCGUAGCUGAGAUGACAGCUUACCUCGACACAAUGGGCCUUACGCCGAUGGACAAACUAAAUGAAUUAUAUUGCGAAUACGGCCAUCACAUAAGCGAAAAUUCAUACUGGAUUUGCCACGAGCCAGAGGUAACGAAAAAGAUUUUCAAGCGCUUAAGAAAUUUUGAUGGAAAAGACGAUUCGUAUCCAACCAGCAUUCUCGGAGGAAAGUAUCCUAUCACAAGCGUCAGAGACUUAACUACAGGAUACGACAAUACCAAGCCUGGGAAUAAAGCUAUAUUACCUGUAUCCAAAUCGAGCCAAAUGAUAACGUUCGUGUUUAAAAACGGACUGGUCACUACUCUUAGAAGUAGUGGCACAGAGCCUAAAAUUAAAUACUACAAUGAGCUGUGUGCUUCUCCGGACCAAAAAGAUUUGAAUGAAUUACGAAGUAUUCUGAAUGAGAUGGUGUCUGCUAUCGUUGAAGAAUUUUUACAGCCACAAGAAAAUAAACUGAUACCUCGAAGCGCGUAAUUAAAAGCGACAGAAAGAAACCAAGUGGUAGUUAAUUUUUAUUAACGAUCAUAAAAGCGAUCGUGGCGACAUCGAAACGUUUCAUAAGACUAAUGAAAUAACGAUAUUACAUACAUUUGAAAAUUUUCACUCGAAAUUACAGAGUGUUUACUGAUAUUUUUUUUUUGUCCACAAAAAUGUG
Molecule: messenger RNA, 2343 nt
Organism: Copidosoma floridanum
Lineage: Eukaryota; Metazoa; Arthropoda; Insecta; Hymenoptera; Encyrtidae
Gene: Pgm2a
Product: phosphoglucomutase 2
Biological process (GO): carbohydrate metabolic process; purine ribonucleoside salvage
Cellular component (GO): nucleus
Molecular function (GO): phosphopentomutase activity; magnesium ion binding
Source: RefSeq, a predicted model, not a curated record